This is a messenger RNA of Pelodiscus sinensis (Chinese soft-shelled turtle), 930 nucleotides long. RefSeq names its product olfactory receptor 5A1-like. Lineage: Eukaryota; Metazoa; Chordata; Testudines; Trionychidae. Gene Ontology annotation, cellular component: membrane. Gene Ontology annotation, molecular function: olfactory receptor activity; G protein-coupled receptor activity. The record is from RefSeq and is a predicted model, not a curated record. Gene Ontology annotation, biological process: G protein-coupled receptor signaling pathway.
AUGGAUGAAAAGAACAAUCAAACCAGUGUGAUAGAAUUUAUUUUGCUGGGCUUCACCAAUCAUCCAGAGCUGCAGGCUGUCCUUUUCCUUUUGUUCCUAGCAAUCUACCUUAUCACCAUGGCUGGAAGUCUCAGCAUGAUCGUGAUAAUUAGGGUCCAACGCCAGCUUCACACCCCCAUGUAUUUCUUUCUCAGCCAUUUGGCUUUCGUUGACACCUGCUACACCUCUGCCAUUGCUCCUAAGAUGCUGGUGAACUUCUUCACGGACGAUAAAACCAUCUCUUAUGCCGGGUGUGCUUCCCAGAUCGCUUUGUUUGCUGCAUUUGUGAGCACAGAGUGUUUCCUCCUGGCUGCGAUGGCAUAUGACCGGUAUGUGGCCAUCUGUAACCCACUGCUGUACACAAUCACCAUGUCGCAGACAGCCUGUGCCUGGCUGGUGGGUGGAGCCUAUCUCGCCGGGUGUGUGAAUUCGGCCGUGCAGACAGUGUGUGUGUUUCGACUGUCCUUCUGUGGACCCAACGUCAUCGAUCAUUUCUUCUGUGAUAUCCCCCAGCUUCUGAAGCUCUCCUGCUCCGAUACCUUCCUCUCAGAGAGCCUUUCCCUCCUUUUCUCUGCCCUGGUUGGUCUGAGCACCAUUACAUCCAUCCUGGCCUCCUAUUUCUGCAUCUUUGCUGCUGUCCUGAGGAUGCCCUCUGCUGAAGGCAGGCGCAAAGCCCUCUCCACCUGCACCUCCCACCUGACCUCUGUGGCUUUGCUUUAUGGGACUGGUUUCUACAUGUACUUACACCCCCAGUGGAAGUCUGGGCGAGGCAGUGAUGUGGUGAUUUCUAUAUUUUACACCUUGAUAAUCCCCAUGCUGAACCCCCUGAUCUACAGCCUGAGGAACAAAGAGGUGAAGGCUGCCCUGAAGAAAGUGAUGAGGAGGAAAUAA